AAAACUCGGGGUUGGUGUUCCAGUGAACACCCGAGUAAACAGCUAGUUCAUAGUGUAGUUAAGUUAGUAAAACGUGGUAACGUUGCACGUAGUUACGGGUUAAAUUGACCAGCAAACCUUGCUCAUGCUCUGUUGUUCAGCCUUGAAGGGUUUAGCUAAUAACAACAGUGGAUGUGGCCGUUUGUCUCUUUCUUCAACCCGUUAAUAACUGUCGGGAUGUAACGUUAACUUAACUGGCUAGCUAGCUAGCAGCUAGGCGGUGUGAUUUAGGGGUGACGUAUCAUCUGUUAGUGUCGCUAGUGUUCUCACUGCGAUAAUAAACGUUAAAUAUUUGACGGUGACAAAAAUAGCAAUUAGCAUUAACCAGCUAACCCUAAAAGGAUACUCGGCUAGCUAAGGUACAGUCUAGGCUCCUAAGCUAGCUAGCUUUUAAGUGGGAUAGGACGUCUUGCCCAACCCCCAUGCAGAUGUCUGGUAACUUGAUUAUUGUUGGCAAAACAUUUAACUUCAGCAAGUUAAACACCGAAGGUCAUGCUGUAAAGGCAAUCACUGCUGCUCAGAGACGUGGGCAGGACGUUGAGACAUCCAAGAAAUGGUCUGCAGGACAGAACAAACAGCAUCUUGUGACAAAGAACACAGCCAAACUGGACCGGGAGACAGAGGAGCUUCACCAUGACAGAGUUCCCCUGGAGGUGGGCAAGUACAUUCAGCAAGGCAGACAGGAUAACGGUCUGACCCAGAAAGACCUGGCUACUAAAAUUAACGAGAAGCCUCAAGUCAUUGCGGACUACGAGUGUGGGAAAGCAAUUCCUAACAACCAGGUCUUGGGCAAGAUAGAGAGAGCAAUUGGGCUGAAACUGCGUGGGAAGGAUAUUGGCCUACCACUGGAGGCAAAACCCAAGAAGAAAUGAAUACAAAGCCUCGAAAUCAGCCCUCCCGCCCCAUCUUUCCCUGUUUCUAGAAACGGAACCUUUUCCCCACCCUCAAAGAAUCUCCCCCAUCCCUCCCUCCCACUACCUGGGCUGAUCUCACCUGUGUCCUGCCUGAGGACCUGGUGCUCCACUGCAUUACAGGCUGCAUACUGAAACAGUUACUUGACCACAUAAUCAAUGAAUGAUCGAACAUAUUUUUCAACGUCACAAGCUCCAAGUUCUGUGAACCUUCUUUUCACCUAUGUCUGCUUAGACUUUGGCAUGAUAAAUUAAACUUUUUGAUAGUAAUGUUAGCUCAUUCAAAAAGUUGACUUAUUUUUCAUGACCAAACAAACUAGUUUGACAUUAAUUCUGAGCAUGAUGUUAAGCCAAAAGUGCUUGAUUGCAUCUUUUUCACACACUUGAGACAGUGGGUGUAUUUACAGUGUUGAAUUUCUUUUUUAAUGCUGUGCUUUGUUUUGAUCUAAAAAAUAAAGUUUGACAAUUCAUGACA
This is a messenger RNA of Perca flavescens (yellow perch), 1425 nucleotides long. RefSeq names its product endothelial differentiation-related factor 1 (gene edf1). Lineage: Eukaryota; Metazoa; Chordata; Actinopteri; Perciformes; Percidae. The record is from RefSeq and is a predicted model, not a curated record. Gene Ontology annotation, molecular function: DNA binding. Gene Ontology annotation, cellular component: nucleus. The transcript is spliced from 5 exons. Bases 462 to 911 code for a protein of 149 amino acids.